AUGGAGAACUCAACCACUACCCAGACCUACCAGCCGGUCGAGACACUCACCCAUUUGGUGUCUUUGGAGGCAUUCUACGGCAUAAUAUGGGCCGGAUUCGUCAUCUGUACCUUCACUUGCGCAGGCCGUAUUUACGUACGGUACAUGUGCUUCCGCCGCCUACUCGUAGAUGACUGGGUCAUGCUGUUUGCUUGGGUUUUGCUACUUUGCGUAGCGGCCUUGGGUCAGGCAUACCUCAAAUACAUCUACAUGCUGAUGGCGGUUUCGAAGGGAGAGUUACAGCCAGAUCCAAAUUUCCCCAGGGACGCUAAAAGAGGCCUACGAGCUUUUGGAUCUGCCAUGCUUUUCUCCUACCUCGGGAUCUGGGCUAUCAAGCUGAACUUCCUCUUAUUCUUCAAACGCCUUGGAAAUCAGAUCACCGCCUACCUCAUAUUUUGGUGGGUCGUGCUCCUAAUCACUAUCGCUUGCGGAGCGGUUAGUAUUGGGGUCAUGCAAUUCCACUGUCUUUUUGGUCCCAUAAAAGACAUAAUGAUCAUCUGUCCUCAGUACAAGACCUUGAGGCAGACUUAUGAUUUCUUCAAGGUAUCCUGCAUCGUAGAUUGUGUCUCAGAUGCGCUCAUUAUUUGCUUCCCGAUCGUCAUCUUCUGGAAAGUGCGCAUAUCUCUAAAAAAGAAGAUUAUACUCUCCGGUAUCUUUUCUCUUGUUUCUUUUACUAUCGCAGUAACCAUCGUAAGAGGAAGUAUCUUCGGUGGUGUCUACAAAACUAUCAACGAGAACAAGAGAAUGGAUAUGAAUGUUACCUGGGUGUGGUUUUGGUUUUACAUCGAGUACUCAGUUUCAUUCAUAAUCGCUUGCCUAGUCUCAUUCCGAGCACUCUUUGCCCGGAGAGAAAAGAGAGCGUACGAAAACGAGGCACGACAAAGAGAGCAAGCACACCAAGAACAGAAGACUUCUUCAUCUCGGAAAAGUUCAGGGCUCCGAGGAAGAGCGAGGCGGUUCCAUGACAGUAUCCUCGAUUCUAUCAGGACCACCGAGACUGUCAGUGAUCUCGACCUGCCAAUGCCGGCAUCGGGAAGGUUUAGCCCGACUUUCAUUACGGAAUACGAGCCUGAAUCUACUCCCAAAAACAAAAUUAACUCGAUGGAAACCUCAUCUAGUCAAAGGACCGGCUCGCAAGAUGUGUGA
Messenger RNA from Aplosporella prunicola CBS 121167, 1185 nucleotides. RefSeq lists its product as uncharacterized. The coding region runs from base 1 to 1185 and encodes 394 amino acids. The record is from RefSeq and is a predicted model, not a curated record. Lineage: Eukaryota; Fungi; Ascomycota; Dothideomycetes; Botryosphaeriales; Aplosporellaceae. The transcript has 4 exons.